Neoarius graeffei (lesser salmon catfish) is the source of this 2287-nucleotide messenger RNA. RefSeq names its product butyrophilin subfamily 1 member A1-like. The coding region runs from base 119 to 1993 and encodes 624 amino acids. The transcript has 12 exons. Gene Ontology annotation, molecular function: protein binding. Lineage: Eukaryota; Metazoa; Chordata; Actinopteri; Siluriformes; Ariidae. The record is from RefSeq and is a predicted model, not a curated record.
CAAAGGGUGUGGCUUAUCAAAUCACAAAAACGAAAAGUACACAAACUGAAAGCUUGAACAUUGGAACAAAGCGCUUUUCCUUUUAGCGUCUUCUUAUUGAGAAAAUAUUCGUCUUAAAAUGAGGGUUAUUUGUGUGACUCUCCUGAUUCUCUCCAGCAUUGUGGAAUCUCAGUCAGGGGUUAUUUGUGUGACUCUCCUGAUUCUCUCCAGCUUUGUGGAAUCUCAAUCAGAGCGAUUCCAGGUGGUUGGUCCAGAAGCUGCUCUUGUUGCUGUAGCUGGUGAAGAUCUGGUUCUGCCCUGUUUUCUCAAACCCAGCACCAGCGCUGUGGACAUGACAGUGGAAUGGAUGAGACUAGAGGAAAGAGCUUCAUUAGUGCAUCUCUAUAAGGAUCAUAAAGACAGAAAUGAAGAUCAGGCUCAGCCCUACAGAGGAAGAACAUCACUAUUUAAAGAGGAGCUACAGAAAGGCAACGCUUCACUCAAACUCUCAGCUCUCCGAGUCUCUGAUGAAGGAAGAUAUAAGUGUCUCAUUCAGGACAAAUCCUGGUAUGAUGACAUCACUGUUCACAUCGUUGUCGAGGAGCGAUUCCAGGUGGUUGGUCCAGCAGCUCCUCUUGUUGCUGUAGCUGGUGAAGAUCUGGUUCUGCCCUGUUUUCUCAAACCCAGCACCAGCGCUGUGGACAUGACAGUGGAAUGGUUGAGACUAGAGGAAAGAGCUUCAUUAGUGCAUCUCUAUAAGGAUCAUAAAGACAGAAAUGAAGAUCAGGCUCAGCCCUACAGAGGAAGAACAUCACUAUUUAAAGAGGAGCUACAGAAAGGCAACGCUUCACUCAAACUCUCACCUCUCCGAGUCUCUGAUGAAGGAAGAUAUAAGUGUCUCAUUCAGGACAAAUCCUGGUAUGAUGACAUCACUGUUCACAUCGUUGUCGAGGCUCAGGGAAGCCACCCAGUGAUCAGGAUGGAGAGUUAUGAUCACUCAGGAGGGAUUAAUCUAGUGUGUGAGUCCAGAGGCUGGAAACCUGAACCUGAGGUUGUGUGGCUGGACAGAGAAGGAGUCGCUCUGCCUGCUGAAGAUACACAGACACACAGAGACACUGAGGGCUUCAGUGUGAAAAGCCGCACCACUGUUUAUGAUUAUAGCGACUCCAACAGAUAUUAUUGCAGACUUCUACAAGAACAUCACAUGAUGGAGACAGAGGUCAUCAUUAAUCGUAAAGUCUUUGAUGCUUGGAGGUGGGUUGUCGGUGUUUCAGUUUCAGCAUGUCUUAUUGCUGUCGGAUCGAUAGUAACUGCAGUUAUCUGUUACAAGAAAGCCUCACAGCUUCAAAAGGAGAAGCAAAAUGCAGCCUCAGAGCUUCAAAAGGUGAAGGGAUUCGCAGAGCUGCAGAGACAGAGAGUGGAAGACGAGUUUAUAAAGAAAUCGUUGUGUGCAGUGGAUGUGACUCUGGAUCCUGAUACAGCUCAUCCCAGACUCAUCCUGUAUGCUGAUGGAAAACAAGUGAGAGAUGGAGGCAAGUGGCAGAAUCUCACUGAUAUACUACAGAUGUUUGAUCGGCAUCUCGGUGUUGUGGGAAAGCAGAGUUUCUCCUCAGGGAGAUUUUAUUAUGAGGUGCAGGUCAGAGGGAAAACUGUGUGGAGAUUAGGAGUUGUGAGAGAGAACAUUAACAGGAAGGGGAGGAUUACACUGAAACCUCAGAAUGGAUUCUGGACUGUGUGUGGGACUGUGGGACUGGAUGAUGAGAAUCAGUACUGGGCUAAUGCUGAUCCCCCUGUCCCCCUCACACUGAGAGAGAAGCUGGAGACGGUGGGGGUGUUUGUGGAUUAUGACGAGGGUCUGGUCUCCUUUUAUGAUGUGAAGUCCAGAUCUCAUAUCUACUCUUUCACUGCUCAGUCUUUCACUCAGAAACUCUAUCCAUACUUCGAUCCUUGGUUCAGUUAUUUAGGUAUAAACACAGCCCCACUGAUCAUCUCUCCAGUAUUUAAACCUAAAUGAAUUUUCACCUCACAGAUUUAAUCAUCUAUUAAAUGCUGAGAAUCAAAAGAAAUAUUUUACUUUUUCUGGUGAAUGUUAGAAAGACAUUUCCCCUUUUAAAGUGCUGUACAGUUUAUUUUAAUGCCUGGGGUUUGUUUUCUCAUCAAUAAAUCAUUUGAAUCCUACAGUCUGUUUUUUACACAUUAUGAUUGUGGAAGUUUGUCGUUGCGAAUCAAAUCUGAAUAAAGCUGAUUUACAGUUCACACUGAGAUUUACUGCAGAAUUGAAUCUGAUCAAUAAAAUGGAUGAAGUUCA